This is a messenger RNA of Podarcis muralis (Common wall lizard), 2598 nucleotides long. The record is from RefSeq and is a predicted model, not a curated record. NCBI's taxonomy places the organism in Eukaryota, Metazoa, Chordata, Lepidosauria, Squamata, Lacertidae.
AUGACAACAACAGAUACAGAGGAGGAUAUUGAAUACUAUGACUCCAAGGCUGAGACAGAAUAUGAAGAUCCAGAUGGAGAAGAAAUUGAAAAAGAAAAGUCCAACUCCCUGAAACUGGAGUUCACAGAAGAUGCCAACUUCAAAACGAAGGUUAACUACUCUUAUGCAGCUGUGCAGAUACCUACAGACAUCUACAAAGGCUCCACAGUAAUCCUUAACGAACUCAACUGGACUGACGCCUUGGAGGAUGUAUUCGUUGAAAACCGAAAAGAAGAUCCAUCUCUGCUAUGGCAAGUCUUUGGGAGUGCCACAGGCGUGACUCGCUUCUACCCAGCCACUCCUUGGAGGAUGCCCAAUAAGAUUGACCUGUACGAUGUCCGACGAAGACCAUGGUACAUUCAAGGCGCCUCAUCCCCAAAGGACAUGGUGAUCAUCGUGGAUGUGAGUGGCAGCGUUAGUGGCCUGACACUGAAACUGAUGAAGACGUCAGUCCAUGACAUGCUCAACACUCUCUCAGAUGACGACUAUGUCAAUGUGGCUUCAUUCAACCAAAAUGCACAGCCUGUAUCUUGCUUCAAGCAUUUAGUCCAGGCAAAUAUUCGCAACAAGAAGGUCUUUAAAGAAAAGGUGGAUUUAAUGGAGGCCCAAGGAACCACGGACUACAAGGCCGGCUUUGAAUAUGCCUUUGAACAGUUGCAAAAUUCCAACAUCACAAGAGCCAAUUGCAAUAAGAUGAUCAUGAUGUUCACUGACGGAGGAGAAGAUCGAGUGCAAGAUGUGUUUGAGAAGUACAACUGGCCUAAUAAGACAGUGCGAGUGUUCACCUUUUCUGUUGGACAGCAUAACUAUGACGUCACUCCUCUGCAGUGGAUGGCGUGUGCUAACAAAGGAUAUUAUUUUGAAAUUCCCUCCAUUGGGGCCAUCCGAAUCAACACACAGGAAUAUCUGGAUGUUCUAGGAAGACCCAUGGUCUUGGCAGGGAACAAAGCAAAACAGGUUCAGUGGACCAAUGUCUAUCGGGAUGCUUUGGGUCUGGGCUUGGUCAUAACAGGCACUCUGCCAGUGUUCAACCUCACUGAAGAUGGCAGCAGUGAAAGGAAGAACCAGCUCAUCCUCGGUGUUGUGGGGAUUGACGUGACUCUGAACGACAUCAAGAAGCUGACGCAGCGAUACAAUUUAGGGGCCAACGGCUAUAUAUUUGCUAUUGAUCUGAAUGGAUAUCUAUUGCUACACCCAAAUCUGAGACCUCAGGAGGGGGGAGAAUUCCAGGAACCUGUGACCCUGGACUUCCUUGAUGCUGAACUAGAGGACGAGAACAAAGAGGAGAUCCGGAGAAGCAUGAUAGAUGGAUUUAAGGAUCAGCGAUACAUCAAGACUCUGGUCAAGUCCCAAGAUGAGAGAUACAUAGAUAAAGUCUACAGGACCUAUACCUGGGCUCCUAUCAAAAGCACAAACUACAGCCUUGGUUUGGUCUUGCCGCACUACAACACGUAUUACAUCCAAGCUAUUCUCAACGACCAGAUUCUCCAGGUGAAGUUACCAAGCAAAUUGAAGGAUUUUGAAUACCUGCUGCCAAACAGCUUUGAGUCCGAGGGACAUGUAUUCAUUGCUCCAAGAGAAUAUUGCAAAGACCUCAGCCAGUCGGAUAACAACACUGAAUUCCUGGAAAACUUUAUCGCCCUCAUGGAAAAGGUGACGCCUGACUCCAAGCAAUGUGAUAACUUCCUCCUUCACAACCUCAUCCUGGACACAGGAAUCACCCAACAGCUGGUGGAAAGAGUGUGGAAGGACCAAGACCUUAACACGUAUAGCCUCUUAGCUGUGUUUGUAGCCACAGAUGGUGGUAUCACCCGCGUCUUCCCUAACAAAGCUGCUGAAGACUGGGAAGAAGACCGGGAGCCCUUCAACGCCAGUUUCUAUCGGAGAAGCCUGGAUAACAAAGGCCACAUCUUUAAGACCCCUUACAAGGAUUUCAACUACCGAGGGCUGGAACUGGAAAACAACACAGUUGGGAUCCUUGUCAGCACAGCAGUUGAGCUCAACUUUGGUGAGAGGCACCUGAAACCAGCAGUGGUUGGAGUGAAACUUGACCUGGAGGCAUGGGCAGAAAAAUUUAAAGUCCUUGCAAGUAACCGAACAGAAAGGGAUCAGCUGGGGACACGAAGAUGUGACCCCUCCACAGGCUGCGAGAUGGACUGUGAGGCUAAUUACAAGGACCUCCUUUGUGUUCUCAUCGAUGAUGGGGGUUUUCUGGUACUUUCCAACCAGGAGGAUUACUGGUUCCAGGUAGGGAAGUUCUUCAGUGAGGUCGACGCUCACUUGAUGUCUGCUCUCUACAACAACUCGUUCUUCACACGGAAAGAAUCCUACGACUUCCAGUCUGUCUGCGCUCCAGAACCUCCGAGCAAUACGGGAGGCGCUCCACGUGGGGUGUACGUGCCAACAAUGGCAGAUUUCCUGAACCUGGCCUGGUGGACCUCAGCAGCUGCAUGGUCUCUGUUUCAGCAAUUCUUGUAUGGACUAACCUACAAUAGUGGUUCAUACAAGCUCGGACUGAAGCUAUGCAUGCUGGAAGACAGCAGUUUUCCUCACAUUUAA